GACAGCAACGAGUUGUUAGCUUUCUUGUUGGACUGUAUUUUAUGUCGCAAUUCCUCCUCUAAAACCUCUGAAACCGGCCUUUUUGUAGGCUAUAGAGGGACAGGGUAAUGGGGAAGUGUUGUUCUGUCUGUGAGCAUAAUUCUAGUAGAGAAAGGGAUUUGGAAAGUCUGCCACAACAGACAACAACAUCCCUUACUUCAAACCAACUUCACUCAAGCGGCUCACAACACAAACCGAAACUGGCCAAAUCCUCAGAGAAAGGUUUCUUCGCCCGGCCUGGGAACGGCUCUCAUGAUAUUCUAAGGACUAUUGCUUAUCCUAAACAAGAACUAGAUGAAACAAAGAUUCUCUCGUUGUUCUCAAAGUAUAAAGACGACACCGAGGACGCGAUCCUAGCUGAUGGAAUGGAAAAAUUUUGUCAAGACUUGGGAGUAGAUCCCACGGCGUUUGUAGUUUUAGUGCUUGCUUGGAAGUUCAAUGCAUCUCAGAUGUGUAGGUUUACUAAGGAGGAGUUUAUUAAUGGUUGCAAAGAAGUUAGGGCAGACUCAAUUAAAGGGUUGCAAAAUAAAUUACCCGAGCUUGAGGAUGAAGUCGUCGGCGAUACCGAAAAAUUCAAAGAUUUGUAUAGAUUUACUUUCAAGUUUGGACUUGAUGUAGAAGAUGGACAACGGUCGUUACCUACAAACAUUGCAGUCGCUCUGUGGAAGCUGAUAUUCUCCAAGGACAUGCCAGUUGUCAUAGGCAGAUGGUUUGCUUAUUUAAAUGAACGCGAAGUGAAAGGAAUAUCUCGCGAUACGUGGAAUAUGUUUUUAAACUUCACUGAAAGUAUUGCCAGUGAUUUCAGCAACUAUGAUGAUUCGGAAGCAUGGCCCAGUCUAUUUGAUGAUUUUGUCGAAUCAGAAAGAGAAAAGUCUACAAAUAUACCCAACGAUCAGGCGGAGGAAAAGCACGAGAAUGGUGUCAUCAAGGAAUUUUAAAUUCGUUCUCUUUAAAUCCUUUUAAAAAUUCUCAUAAAAAAUAAGAGUUUUAUCUGUACAUUAAGUUAUAAAUGCUAUUUUGGUGUUUCUAAUUCGACUAUCUCAUUUCCCAACCCUUCAAAAUUAAUUCCAAUUUCAUAUCCUUAAAAASAGAAAAAGAAUUAACUUAAAGAAAAGAGCUAAAAUAUUGUUAAGUUUAAGUCUUUAUUUUUUUUAGAUAAAGCUAUUCCAUUGUUAAGGAUACAGUCCGUAAAAAUAAGAGAUAUAAAGUUCUGUAAAAAAGUAGAUUUCCUAGAUGAAAAGAAAAGUGGGAAAUCACACUCUAGCAUUUGAGAUAUUGGUUGUCAUAUCAGUCACAGCGAGUGACCACUGUUUUAGUUGACAACAGACAAAACUCUUGCGUAAAGACUUUUCCAGAAGGAAAGAAAGCAUUAAAAAAUGUUACAAGAGCUAUAUACAAAUAAUGAUAGCAUUUUGGUGGGCUUGCUUUUGUUUUUGUAUAAAGGAGUCUGUCGUCAACUAAAGCAUCGGACACUUGCUUUGGGAAAAAUUUAAUGAGGCAUAUAGCCAAUAACCCCAAAACCUAUCAUAAUAACUUCCACAACAAUUUUUUGUUCACAAAUAUAGGCAAAUUAACCCAAAAUGUCUUUUCAAAUAAUUAAAAAAUUCAGGAAUUUGUUCUCAAUGACUAUACUGAAUGACUUUCCUUCAUGUCAAAAAACAAACCCAAAGAAACACUUUGAAGCAAUUUUUACAUGUUUUUUAUGGUAAUGUCUUUAAAAUUUUACUUAUUUUUUACUUAGAAGUGUCAGGAUCAUUAAAUGCUAASUUUGGUGUGUGAAUGUAGGUUAAUUCGCAGAAGCUAAGAGCUUUUAGUGUCAUUAGUUGUUUUAAGCAAACUAGGGGUGGUUACUAUUACCAGCAUCAUACCCCUCUAACUAUUUUUGAUGGAAUAUAUAUACCUUUUAAAGCUGAAGACAAAUAAAAUUUAAGGAAUAUCCCUUAACAAAAAGGAAUGGCUUUCCGUUACUAGAUAUCAAAGAGUUUCUCAAUGUAUUAUUUCUUUUAGAUUUAUGUACAUAUUUUUGCCAUAUAAUAAAAAUUAACAAGAGAAUAAAAUGCAAUAUUAAUAAUUACUCAA
Messenger RNA from Exaiptasia diaphana, 2118 nucleotides. RefSeq names its product DCN1-like protein 3. The record is from RefSeq and is a predicted model, not a curated record. Lineage: Eukaryota; Metazoa; Cnidaria; Anthozoa; Actiniaria; Aiptasiidae. Gene Ontology annotation, cellular component: ubiquitin ligase complex. The transcript has a single exon. Bases 108 to 977 code for a protein of 289 amino acids. Gene Ontology annotation, biological process: protein neddylation; positive regulation of ubiquitin-protein transferase activity. Gene Ontology annotation, molecular function: ubiquitin conjugating enzyme binding; cullin family protein binding; ubiquitin-like protein binding.